AUGUGCCGCCAGUUCAACGAGUACACCAAGCUGAUCCCGCUCACCUUUUUGCUCGGCUUCUACGUGUCGAAUGUCGUGGGAAGGUGGUGGCGCCAGUUCGAAUGCUUAGCGUGGCCAGAGGAUCUGCUCUCGCUGCUCGUGUUGGUGAUCCCCGGGGAGGACGAGAGGAGUCAGAGGAGACGGCACGUCAUCGCCAGAUACCUCAACCUCACGGCAGCGCUGGCCUGGCGUGACGUCUCGUCAAAGCUGCGACUCCGCUUCCCGAAAGUCCGUGACCUCAUCGACGCCGGGCUGAUGACGGAGCAGGAGUAUGUACUGCUCGAAGACGUCCAUGCCUCGUGCGCGUCGGUGCGCUGGAUGGCACCGCUGCAAUGGGUGCAGCAGAUCAUGAUGGACGAGGUCAAGGACAACAACCCGACCGCCUCGAUCGUCAACAACUUUAUCACCGAGCUGAAGCUGUACCGGCAGUCGUUCCGCAAGAUUUUCUGCCACGACUGGGUGUGCGUGCCGCUCGUUUAUACGCAGGUGGCCGCCCUGGCGACGUACGCCUUCUUCUUCUUCUGCCUGUUCGGACGCCAGUAUUUCCACCAGGACGAUACGGUCGACCUCAAGGUGCCCAUCUUCCUGAUCGUACAAUUCCUGUUCUUCGUCGGCUGGUUCAAGGUGGGCCAAGAUCUGAUGCGGCCGUUCGGGAUGGACGACGACGACAUCGAGCUGAACUGGAUCCUCGACCGGAACAUUGCCUGCUCGUUCGCCAUCGUCCACAAGUUGAUCAACACCCGGCAUCCCGAGCUCGGCGAGGGCAACGAGGACAUCUUCUGGAAGAACCGCGGGGAGCACCUCGAGAUCCCGAAAACUGGCCGACAAGACAAGCUCGAGACCCAUCGGCCCAAGCUGCACGCCUACGUUCGAAUGCCCAACUCGGACGUGCCGGACGAUGAGAAGGGGAUCACGUGCUCGAAGCUGCGCGGCGAUCACCCGCAUCUCUCCUGG
Mesorhabditis spiculigera is the source of this 993-nucleotide messenger RNA. The record is from the annotation of a GenBank genome assembly. Lineage: Eukaryota; Metazoa; Nematoda; Chromadorea; Rhabditida; Rhabditidae.